Sinocyclocheilus grahami is the source of this 4653-nucleotide messenger RNA. Its product is annotated as partitioning defective 3 homolog B-like. Gene Ontology annotation, biological process: establishment or maintenance of epithelial cell apical/basal polarity; establishment of centrosome localization; microtubule cytoskeleton organization. Gene Ontology annotation, molecular function: protein binding; phosphatidylinositol binding. The coding region runs from base 289 to 3627 and encodes 1112 amino acids. Gene Ontology annotation, cellular component: apical plasma membrane; cell cortex; apical junction complex. The record is from RefSeq and is a predicted model, not a curated record. The transcript is spliced from 22 exons. Lineage: Eukaryota; Metazoa; Chordata; Actinopteri; Cypriniformes; Cyprinidae.
UUCCGGUUUCACUCUGGACCUCAGCGCGCGCGAACUCGGGAAAAAUAUAUCGAGACUUUUCUCUGCCAUCCAGGACUGUUUAAUCCUAUUCAAAGUGUGGUUUGGAAUGAUCACUGGACGCUUAUUCCCUUCAUGGACUUAAUAUUGGCUUUAGUAGCACCUUAAAGAGAAAGAAGAUCACCUGUAACAGUUGACCAAUGACACCUGUUGUCUCUUCAGCGCUCGCUUUAAGAGAAACUGCUGUAAACAAACCACGGGGAUAUUUGAACGUUUGAUGACGCAGUUAAGAUGAAAGUUACUGUGAAUUUCGGGGAAACGAGGAUUGUCGUCCCGUGUAAAGACGACUGGAUGGUACGGGAUUUGAUCGUUCAAGCCACUCAAAGAUACAAGAAGAUUAUUGAACAGGAUGGGGAAUUCCUGGUGCGGACACACCAUGUGGAGUAUGUUGAUGGGGGGAUCCUGGACCCAGAUGACAUGCUGACAGACCUGGUGGAGGACAAAGACAAGCUGAAGGCUGUGUAUGAGAAGAUGGAGCUCCAGCAGAGAGCGAUGUUGAGUCCCGGAGGGAGUGUGGCGUCCGGUCGCUCCAGCCCUGACCCUUCUGAACCUGAGCUCAGCUUCCUGCAGCCCUACCUGGGCAGUGAGAUAGAGGUUACCCCCUCCACCCUCAAAUCAACCACUCCUCUAUCCGUGCGAAGCAGCAGUGACCCUGCCCUCGCCCCGCCCCUGGAAGUCAUUUCACUGGACCCUGAGGACACCAGCAGACCCCAGUCCACUGGUGUUGGUCAUGCAACCACUGUGAAGGGAGGAGCCAUGGACAAACCCAAGGUGGACGUCCCAAACUCCUGGACUGGACAAGUCGACUUAAGCAGUCUAACACGGACGGUGGAUAUUUCUGGAGACCUCAGACCUCUGGGCAUCAAAGUCAUAUCAUACAGCUCCUCACUGAGUGGAAGGACUCUGGGUCUAAAUAUCCGAGCCAUCGAGAAGAACAGCCGCUCCGAACAAGAGGGGGUCUUUGAAGAGGACGAGUGCAUCGUGCAGAUCAAUGACACCGAGUUAAUAGACAAAUCCUUUGCUCAGUCUCAAGAGGUGUUUCGCCAAGCCAUGUCUUUACCCACCAUGCGUUUGGAGGUGCUUCCUGUCGCCAACAGGCUCCAAUAUGAGAAGAGCCUCAUUGGGCAGCUUUUCAACAACACUGAACCAAACCCUGUGGUCCCUAAAGUCAAGAGUCCUUUCUUGGUUCAUAAACUCAAAAGCAAUACAUCUACACCAUCUCCAGAGCCUCCUGCCUCACAAACCCCGCCCCAAAAGGAGGAGGAGAUUCAGCCUGCAAGACACACCCCCAUUGAAACAGAUCAUCGCAGAGCCACGUCUUCUCCUCCGGUCAGCACGUCACCGACCCUGAAAGAUCACAGUGAGAGCCCCACCCCCAAAAAGACCCCCGCCCUUGGCACACUAGUUAAUAUGAUCAACAAAAAGCCUGGGAAGAAAAUGAAGAUCGAUUUGAAGAAAGGUACGGAGGGCCUUGGAUUCACCGUGGUAACCAGAGACUUGUCCCUUCAUGGUCCAGGACCCAUUAUGGUCAAGAGCAUCCUGCCCCGCGGAGCUGCUGUUAAAGAUGGACGGCUCAAGUCUGGAGACCGUAUCCUGGAGGUAAAUGGAGUGGACAUCACAGGACGCACACAAGAGGAACUGGUGGCUAUGCUGCGGAGCACCAAACUGGGAGAAACCGUGUCUCUGGUAGUUGGAAGACAAGAGGAGUUUUUGCCCAGAGAACUGAAAGGAGAGCCAUCAGGUCCGCUUCUGUCUGAGGAUGGGCGGGAGCAGCUGAUGUUUGAAGUUCCUUUGAAUGACUCGGGCUCAGCUGGUCUAGGGGUCAGUCUGAAGGGUAAUAAGUCUCGAGAGACUGGAGACGACCUGGGCAUCUUCAUCAAGUCCAUCAUCCACGGCGGCGCCGCACACAAGGACGGUCGCUUGCGUAUCAAUGACCAACUGAUAGCUGUUAAUAGCGAAUCUCUGCUCGGACGCUCCAACCAUGAUGCCAUGGAAACCCUGCGCCGCUCCAUGUCGACUGAAGGGAACCUCAGAGGAACCAUCCAGUUGGUGGUUCUGCGUACUCUGGAGCACUCGCCUGUACAGGAAAAUCAAGAAAGCAGUCAAACUGCCACCAGAAACGACUCUCCUGUUCAUCAUCUUCUUAACAGCAACCACACCAACAGUUCCGUACCACCAUCCACAGCAAGCAGUCGUAUGUACGAGCCUUCUUCUGCUCUGCACGGAUCCCAUGGUGGACGACAGGAACUUCUGGAGGAAGAUUACGAUGAAGACGGUUUCCCCCCUCCACCUUCUGAUCUGGACCUGCUGGAAACAAACCCUCCGCACAAACACCAACAAGAUCGGGCUGAAAUGGAGCCUGUUUCAUAUAUGAUCCACCCCACCAACCAACAAAACCCUCAACGACAGAACAACCCAGAUUACCCCACCAACAAGUCCUCCAAGAGCAUGGAUUUAGUGGCGGAUGAGAGUAAUGUGGCCUCCAUUCAAGGACAGAGAUCUGAUGACUCUGAGGAAGACUCCGGAAGAGACACACCUGCCAGCAGCUCCUCUCGACAAGAAGUAGAUGAGGACAAGAAGGUAAAGAAAAAGAAAACCAAAAAGAAGAAAGAGAAAAAGAGCAAAAAGAAGGACGAGCCUGAAGACCCUGAGAAGAAGGCAAAGAAAAAAGGAUUUGGAUUGUUGAGGUUUGGGAGAAAAAACAAAUCCAAGGCUAAAGAACUGGGAGCUUUGAGCGAAGAGGAGGUGGACAAGAGUGAACCUGAGAUGUUUCUGUCAAAGAGUGAAAGGAACAGCCCUGCUCUUGACCGCGCCAUCUUCCCGGACGUCGAAGACGAUGACCUGGAUCCCAACUAUGCUCGCAUCAACAAUUUCAGAGAACCUCCCGCCUCCAGCCACUCCCCCUAUCCACCUGGAACUCCCACCCAUAACUACAGUCAGCCUACUCUGCCCGCCCCCAACAGAGAGCCACCCAAUGAGGACGCGCUAGAGGGGCUUUAUGCAAAAGUGAACAAGCAAAGAACCGCUCCUCCAAAGACUGACAGUAAUGAAGAACGAUUGCAGCAAAUCAGGAAUCAGCUUCAGCAGGUGAGACCAGCUCCAUCCUACGACGACCUGACAGCCCGAAGACGACCGGAGUACGACCCUUCACGAAUCAGAGGGCCUGAUCCACGAAUAGCUCCGAGAUACAACGACACUGAUCGACUAUAUGCCUACGUGCCCAGGAGGAUGCCCAUGGAGGACUACCCGAACCAGAGAGACCCUGUCCACUACCCCAACCCCAUCUACGAGACCCAUCAAGACAACUAUCCUCCACGCUCUCCCCGGUUGCCUGUACCCAGACCCACGGAGGCCACGGGUGGUUACUACCCCUCAUCUCCAGCCCAACAGAGGGGUCCCAUGAGGCAGCAUGUCCCUCCUUCUUUGAACCCAGGUGCCAAAGCCCCACCUCAAUACGAAACGCUAAAACAAGGGAACUAUCGGGCGGCCAGUCCUGAUCAUUACGGGGCAUACGGAGAUGAACAAUACCAAGAUCCCCGGCAGAAAAAACCAAUGAUUGGAGCCGUCUAGAGGAGGAGGAAGUAGGUUUGUACUGAAAAAGUUAAGUGAUUAUAUAAUUUUGUCCAUUUAAAAAGACAUUAAAGGAACAAUCUAAUUAGUUUUCUUAGACUUAUGAGAAAAAAAAAGGCAAAUACAGUUGGCUUGACAUAGCCAUUGAUUAUUCUAUAGUGAACUAUUGAAGUAAAAUUAGUUUUUUUGUUUUGGACGUCAGCUUUUUUUCCUCUUAAUUAGUAUCAGUUCUGAACAGCAAAUGAGUUUUACGCCAGUUGAGUCGGUUAAGUUUGAAGGAAGCACAUAGGGUUUGUAUAUAUGUUCGUUUUGCAUGAAUUUAAUUCAUGAUGCCACACAAAUGUGUAUAUGAUGGUGUGCCGUGGUAAGUAUGGCCACUUCAUCCCCUCAUGAUUAUGUAUUGUUUUGUUGAUGACAUGAUUGGUAGUCGCUUAUUAACCUAAAAUGUCAGAUUUUCUCAGAGCAUUGUUUGUUUAUAUAUUGGGUGCCUUGUGCUCGCUUGGGUGCGAAGUUUUUAAAUGUAAAAAAAUUCACCAUUUAGUUUACUUUUUGUGGUUAUAAGAAAUUUUAUUUUUUUCCUUUGCAGUGACUCCUAAAAGACUCCACUUACUCUGUUUUUGUUGUUUUCAGUCCUAAAGUGUUUUUCAUUGCUAUGUUUUGAGGAUAAUAUUCUCUUUCAACGACCUCUCUCCUUGAUUCAUUUUAGUAAAGCUGUUCCGAGGCCCAAAAACAACAAAACGGGCAAGGUUACACAAAUAGCUGAUCCGAUAUCAAAGUCUCAAUCCGUUUUGGCUUUUGUUGUCAAGCCUUUUCUUUUAUCUUAGGUCAAGGUUUUUACAUUCCUGGCAUUUGUUUUCCCAUUCAGCCAUUCUAUCGUAGUGCUGCAUGAAAUACUGCCCCCUAGGUGCAAUACACAAUGCUCUCUGCACAGGGCUCUUGUAGUGCAUAAUCGUUGUUGUUGGAUCAUUGCUUUAAAGUGCACCUAUUAUGCCCCUUUUUACAAGAUGUAAUAUUAAUCUUGAGUGU